Ambispora leptoticha is the source of this 879-nucleotide messenger RNA. Lineage: Eukaryota; Fungi; Glomeromycota; Glomeromycetes; Archaeosporales; Ambisporaceae. The record is from the annotation of a GenBank genome assembly.
AUGAACGACAAAAGUGCCAGCACAACAGUUUUACCUUCGAAACCUAUAACCUUCGUCCCUUCCACACAAAAAUUUCCGCAAACUAUUUCAACUAGUCAAGAGAUUGACGCUAGCAUUUUUGAAGUUACCGAAGAAGCAAAGAGUACUUGUGAGUUCUAUCAGGAUGUAAUUUCUUUACCACCCAUCAAUAUCGCUAACAAAAUGAGAAAAAAAUCAGAACACAUGGGAAAUACUGCACCUUCUCCAAAACUUACGAAAUCUCUCCCAAAAAGAUGUAACUUAGAAUCCGAAAGAAAAAAAGGAAAUUCACUAUUCACAAUUUCUUACAAAAAUUUUGUGGGCGUCAAAAAAUCGAGAACCACAUCUCAAACCCCCGACAAAAAUAUCAAUAAAGAAAGCAAUUUCAACUCUGAAGAACCUUGUGAUUCUUUAAACAGCAAUAUUUUUUUAAGUAACACCGAGGAUAGAGACACUUGGCAUUGCGCUUCUUGUGCGCUUGAUAUUCCUUCACAAUCCUUUCAACAACACUUGCAUGGAACAGCUCAUCUUAUAUCCCAUGUACCAGAUGAUGAUGCUGUCCCUGUUGAUCCAUUAGUUUUAAAUGAAUCCAAUAUAGGAUUCCGCAUACUUCGUGGACAAGGCUGGACAUAUGAAAAAGGAUUAGGAGUUAGUGAGCAAGGAAGGCGGCAACCUAUUACACCAAAAAUUAAAAAUGAUCGUUUGGGAAUAGGCUUAAAGUCAAGCACAUUAAAGAAACAGAGAGAGCUGAAACAAAAAAAGGAAAAAAGUAAAAAGAUGUUAAAUGCAAAAGAAAUAGCGCGACAAUAUGAGAAAGAAAAAAAAGAAAGGAUUAAUUUGCUGGCUUACAUGAAUCGUUAA